Monoraphidium neglectum is the source of this 335-nucleotide messenger RNA. RefSeq lists its product as hypothetical. Lineage: Eukaryota; Viridiplantae; Chlorophyta; Chlorophyceae; Sphaeropleales; Selenastraceae. The annotation marks the transcript as partial. The record is from RefSeq and is a predicted model, not a curated record. The transcript has a single exon.
CCCAUGCGCGCCGCGGCGACGACCCAGACAGGCCGGCGCCCGGCCGGCGGAAAGGCGGCCGCGGCGGCAGGGGUGGCGCCCCCAGCCCUCUGGACGAGCUCUCGGCAGCCGCGGCCGCGGCGGCCGCGGGGCGGGAGGGGGAGGUGCCCAAAUGGGUGAGGGAGCUGCAGGCAGAGGGGUUUGACGUUUUGGGGCGCGGCGGGGAGCUGUUCAUGCAGCGGGGCGCCGCCGCGGGCCCCGCGGCGCCGGGUGCGCGGCAACAGAGGGACGGAUGGGAGGAGGAGGAGGAAGGGGGGUUGGACAGGGGCGGCGGCGGCACAGCCCUGCGGCCGGCG